This is a messenger RNA of Labeo rohita (rohu), 1402 nucleotides long. RefSeq names its product nuclear factor of kappa light polypeptide gene enhancer in B-cells inhibitor, alpha a (gene nfkbiaa). NCBI's taxonomy places the organism in Eukaryota, Metazoa, Chordata, Actinopteri, Cypriniformes, Cyprinidae. Bases 49 to 984 code for a protein of 311 amino acids. The record is from RefSeq and is a predicted model, not a curated record. The transcript has 6 exons. Gene Ontology annotation, molecular function: protein binding.
GCCCUCUCCGCACACUUCACUCUUGACUGCGAUACAGCGAGCGUCGCGAUGGAUGUACACAGAGCUAGCAUGAUGAAUUAUGGGGAUUGUGAUGUGGACGAAAUGGAUAUGAAAAACAGGAAAAUGCAACACUGCGAGGAACGCGUCGACAGCGGCGUGGAUUCGCUGAAGGAGGACGAGUAUAGGAAACUUGUGGAGGAAAUUGAGAUUUUGCGUUUUGAAGACCCUACCGUGAUUCCAAAGGGGACGUGUGAAGCCUGGACGCAAGAAGUCACUGAGGAUGGAGACACGUAUCUUCACCUUGCCAUCAUACAUGAGGCGGAAGAGUACGCCGUCCAGAUUAUCAAACAGUGUCAGAACGACUCGUUCCUGAACAGACAGAACAACCAAAGACAGACUGCGCUGCAUCUCGCCGUCAUCAUGGAGCAGCCACACAUGGUGGACAGAUUGCUAAAGGCCGGCUGCGAUCCACGCCUGGUCGACCAAAAUGGAAACACGGCCCUCCACAUCGCCUGCAAAAGAGGCUCGCUGGCUUGCUUCUCAGUACUGACUCAGAUUCAGACCCAGCAUCUGCAGGCCAUUCUCAGCUUCCCAAACUACAGUGGACACACUUGUCUACACAUAGCAGCCAUUAACAACUACCUCUCGAUGGUGGAGAGUCUUGUCCAGCUUGGGGCGGAUGUAAACACAAAGGAACAAUGUAGCGGCCGAACGUCACUCCACUUGGCUGUGGAUCUGCAGAACCUUGAUCUGGUGCACACGCUAAUAUCUCUGGGAGCCGAUGUUAACAGUCUAACCUAUGGCGGGUACACGCCGUACCACCUGACCUUCGGCAGACAGAACAGCGAAAUCCAGAGGCAGCUGUAUGACCGGACGGCACAAGAGCUGAGGGCGAUGCCUGAGAGCGAAUCGGAGGAGAGCGAUGAGGAGUCCAUGUCUGAUGAAGAUUGUAUGUAUGACGACAUCCAGUUUUGUGGGAGAUAGUUUGGCUGUCAGGACAACGUUUCCUAUUAUGCAAAGCAGCAAAGGCUGUAGGUGCUCUCUCAAGGUCUGGGACAAGGUGUGCUAUAUCCCAAGACGCCAAUCCCUCGAUGGGACUCCGCCGAAGUGGAAAAGAAGAGCUGAACUCCUUCCAGGACAGGGGGGAUGUGAUGGCGAUGGUGCUGUUGAACACUGAAAGAACCCCAGAGAUCUGGACCAAAACCUUUACCGAUAUUUCUGAAACCAGAGAGUUGGGACAAUCUGUAUAUUUUGUGAAUACACAUAGAGAUAUAUAUUUUUUAUAUUUGUAAAUAUGUGAAAUGGAACACUUGUCAAUAAUGUUUAUAGUCUAUAUAUAAAUUUAUAUAUAUAUUACACUGUGAAAAUAUUUUUACAUUAAAAACAAAAGAAAUGAAAUGAA